This is a messenger RNA of Cadophora gregata, 183 nucleotides long. RefSeq lists its product as uncharacterized. The transcript has a single exon. NCBI's taxonomy places the organism in Eukaryota, Fungi, Ascomycota, Leotiomycetes, Helotiales, Ploettnerulaceae. The record is from RefSeq and is a predicted model, not a curated record. The coding region runs from base 1 to 183 and encodes 60 amino acids.
AUGCUUCAGGACAGAGCAUCUCAACCCGAAAUAAUUAUCAAGGACGAGGACGAGGAUGAGGAGAACCCAUUCGCCGGCGUCAAUCAGGAUUAUCGGAAGCUUCAACGAGCAACUCGUAAUCGAGAGCAUAUGUUCAUGGCUGAGCCCGAUCAGUCCGCGAUCGAUGAGCGCUCGCAUCCAUAA